AUGGCAGAGAUCCUGUCCGGCCGCUCGAGCGGUCCAGUGGAGACCAGCCUGCGUGCGCGCAAGGCAUGUGCAGGCUUGGACGUGGUCCUAAGUACCUUGCCAAAGAUGGAGACUGACCACGUGAGCCACACCGAAGGUGUGGUGUGUCUCGUCCAGGAUGUCACAGCUCUGAAGGCCUCUCUGGCCGCCUCGGCGCGCGUGGCCAAAGAAAUGCGCCGCCUCCUCGACGGCGAAAGCAAGGCGCUGGUGGAAGAGGCCAUGGAGAUGCUACAGCAGAUGGGAGGUGAAGCCCAACAGAAGGUGGAUGAGUUGAGGGAGCUCAAUGAGUGCACGGUGCAUGUGAGGAACUUCGUGGCAGUUCUUGGCUUGGCCUUCUCCCCUCUGAUCAUGGUGCUCUUGUUUGGGCUGUCCUUCCUUUUGGCACUCACCGCUGCGAACUAUGGCGCGCCGAUGUUCUUCGUCUGGCUGUCCGGCUUCUGCGGCCUCUACACCUUCGCCGUCUCGCGAGCGCCGCGCGAACGGAGGAGCGCCAAGGAGGAUGUGGGUGAGGGCUUCUAUGCGCGCGUGAGGCGCUAUGCAGCGAAGCUCAAGGAGGAGGCGUCCAUCUAUGAUGACCCACCCCGCCGGGCGGCGUUCUGCCAAAUGCCCUGGCUGGCGGCGGUGGCGCUUUUAGGGCUAGAGACCUCUGUGGCAGCGUCUUCGGGGUACAUGUGGGAGUUCCUUCAGGCCUUCCUCUGUAUGGCCCUCACCUCUGUGGCCAGUGGUCUUGCGCUGCACCGCUCGGCCACCGGCCGCAGCCUGUUCGACCGCCUAGACCCACCGGGCGCCACGGACGCGGAGCUGCUGGCAGCCACCCUGGCACGGUGCCCAUGGGUGUGGCAGGCGCUCGCGGCCUUGGCAGUGCUGGCAGAGCCACUGGUGGAGGAGAGUUCACCCUCAGCAGUGGAGCUUCAAGCCAUGGGAGAAGAACAGCUUCAGAAGGCCUCAGGCUAUUUGUGCAAGGUGGAGUCCCUCCGAACGAAGCUGCAGCGGAAGAGCAGCAAGGUGCUGGACACGGCGGUCUCGAUCGAGAAAGUGCUCGGUGGCACCGCCGCGGAGCGAGAAGAGUCCAUGAAGGACCUUAGCCAGAAGGCGGCCUCAAAUGUCAAGGGUUUGGCUUGUGCAGCCACCAAGCUGCUGGGUGUCGGGCCACAGGAGGGCGAGGAGCGCGAGGAAAUGAAGGCGGUGGCCAGCGCCUCCGGGAACCUCGUAGCUGGGGCGGUUGGCCUGGCCCUGCCACUCGGGAGCAGAGACGACGGGGCUGCAUCUAAGUACCUGCAUGUCGGCUAUCGAGCUGGUUGUGGCACCGAGAGCGGUUCUGGCCGGCAAAUAUGCAGGAUGAGGAUGACGAGGAAUCUCAAGGUCAAGGACUUAUACUGUUGA
Molecule: messenger RNA, 1422 nt
Organism: Durusdinium trenchii
Lineage: Eukaryota; Dinophyceae; Suessiales; Symbiodiniaceae
Source: the annotation of a GenBank genome assembly